CUUCAUACGCAAUGUACUGGAUUUUGCUGUUGACGUCUCUCUUGCCAUGGCAUCCCCAUGCAACUGCCCAAUUUCUGGAACCCGAUUGUGGAUAUAUGUCACCGGAGGCACUCCAAAAUGAGGAGCACCAGGCGCACAUAUCCGAGAGUCCUUGGAUGGCUUACUUGCACAAAUCUGGCGAGCUUGUAUGUGGCGGAACUCUCGUAAAUCAUCGAUUCAUCCUGACAGCAGCACAUUGCAUACGAGAGGAUGAAAACUUGACUGUGCGACUGGGCGAGUUCAACAGCUUAACUAGUAUCGACUGCAACGGCUCCGAUUGCCUGCCACCUUCCGAGGAUUUUGAAAUAGAUGUGGCCUUCAGGCAUGGGGGCUAUUCCAGAACCAAUAGGAUCCACGACAUUGGACUUCUCCGGCUGGCCAAGUCGGUGGAGUAUAAAGGUUCAAGAUACAUAGAUGGCACACAUGUAUAGAUGGCAAUGCAAAAGUUUCUCCUUCCCAUAGUUCACAUUAAGCCCAUUUGCCUGAUCACAAAUACGACCCUUCAGCCGAAGAUUGAAAGACUCCACAGGCUGGUAGCCACUGGCUGGGGCCGCAGCCCAUCGGAAGCUGCAAACCACAUCCUAAAGUCCAUUCGCGUAACCAGAGUGAAUUGGGGUGUGUGCAGCAAAACAUACUGGGUUGACCGUCGUAGGGAUCAGAUCUGCGUGAGUCACGAGUCCGGAGUGUCGUGCAGCGGCGACUCCGGCGGACCCAUGGGCCAAGCCAUUCGGCUCGACGGUCGAGUGCUCUUCGUUCAGGUCGGAAUCGUUAGCUAUGGCAACGCUGAGUGCCUCAGUCCCAGUGUUUUCACAAACGUGAUGGAACAUAUUGAUUGGAUAAUGGCGGCGUUGAGCACAACUCACAUUUGAAGAAUGCAUUCUUUUAUCAGCAAAAAAUAAAAGUAAAAUAAUUAAUUUUAAAUCUCAUU
Drosophila melanogaster (fruit fly) is the source of this 967-nucleotide messenger RNA. RefSeq lists its product as uncharacterized. The record is from RefSeq and is marked reviewed. Bases 12 to 470 code for a protein of 152 amino acids. Gene Ontology annotation, molecular function: hydrolase activity; serine-type endopeptidase activity; peptidase activity. The transcript is spliced from 3 exons. Gene Ontology annotation, biological process: proteolysis. NCBI's taxonomy places the organism in Eukaryota, Metazoa, Arthropoda, Insecta, Diptera, Drosophilidae.